Apus apus (common swift) is the source of this 7383-nucleotide messenger RNA. RefSeq names its product nuclear transcription factor, X-box binding 1 (gene NFX1). The coding region runs from base 159 to 3515 and encodes 1118 amino acids. Gene Ontology annotation, molecular function: RNA polymerase II transcription regulatory region sequence-specific DNA binding; zinc ion binding; DNA-binding transcription factor activity, RNA polymerase II-specific. Gene Ontology annotation, biological process: negative regulation of transcription by RNA polymerase II. The record is from RefSeq and is a predicted model, not a curated record. Gene Ontology annotation, cellular component: nucleus. NCBI's taxonomy places the organism in Eukaryota, Metazoa, Chordata, Aves, Apodiformes, Apodidae. The transcript is spliced from 24 exons.
AUUUCCACAGCAGUCAUUUAGGAUAAAUAGCCACACACAGUGUGAAUUAGUUUUUAUUUCCAUUCAGCGCAUGCUGUUGCACUUUAUUUACUGAGUGCUCUUUGCAAGGUUCUUGCUGCUUACACAGCUUUUACUCUGCCUGAAACUUUCUCCGGGUCAUGGUUUACCCAGGAGAACGACAACCUACAGAUACAAAGUGGAUAAAUAAAGAUAGGAAAGACUCUAACAGUAAUCAGAACAGAAGUAAUUUACAGCUUCCCAGUCUGUCGUCUGAAAGAGGCACAGUUUAUGAAAGCUCUUCCACGAAGCGUCAUGGCGUUUGUAAUUCAGAAAGUCAGUAUGGGAAUUCUGAAGAGUUCCACGAAUAUUUUGGUACCAGUAGAAGUUUGAAGAAUCGCAACCUUCAAAGCCAGAGAUGGCAUAGAUCAAGAAAUGAUAGCACAUGUACCAGAAGUAAGAUAAGGCAAAGUACUGCUGAUGCUGCUGUAGGUCCAGGAAUUUCAGAUGCUGCAAUAGUACCUGGGAGAAGAGCACCUCCUAGAGUAUACAAUGACCUUCUUUCCUCAGAGAGUGACAAGGAGGUACCUAAUGCAGAUAGCAGAGGAGCAAAGCCAAAGAAAACACAUAUGAUGCAUGCGUCUGGAAGAGGUUUCAGGGAGAAAGGGAAGCAAGUACAUGAACGGGAAAAGAGAGUGAGCUCUAAGCAGAAAGCAGAGCUGUUUGAAAAUGUACCAUCUUUGGAUUUGACUCAGUCUGACUCUUCAGAAUCAUCUGUUGGAAAGGCAUUCUGUGAUGCACCUGUUGGUAGUGGGGAUGAGCAGAAAGGCUGCAAUUAUGUAACCAAAAGAUAUCCCCGGAAGCCUGUGUGGAAUAAACCCCCAGCAGAUAAGGAGUGUCAGAAAAGACAUGAUUCUCACCGUAGUAAAAAUACAAAAGUAAGUAAGAAGUAUUCUCUUGCAUAUACUCCAAAAGAUAAAAAUGAGAGGAAGAAAGAACUCUCCGUUCACAAAAAUGAUGAAAACUUGACCAGUGAAACCAAGCAUCAGUUGUCUGAUUCUGUCAGAUGUAAUGGAAGAAAGUUCCUGCUAAAGGGGGAUCAGGCACCUGCACUUCACUUCAGCUGGACCCAGUACUGGAAAAAGCAAAGUGACAUACCAAAAAACAAAGAAACUCAUACAGGGUCAUUGAUUGAACAGUUGACCACAGAGAAAUACGAGUGCAUGGUGUGCUGUGAGGUGGUCCGAAUAGUAGCCCCAGUGUGGAGCUGUCAGAAUUGUUACCAUGUGUUCCACCUGAAUUGCAUUAAGAAGUGGGCACGGUCGCCAGCUUCACAAGCUGAAGAUGGUAAUAGUGGUUGGAGAUGUCCAGCGUGUCAGAAUGCUUCUACACAAAUUCCUAAAAUUUACACUUGUUUCUGUGGUAAGGUGCACAAUCCUGAAUGGAAUAGAAACGAAAUCCCACAUAGCUGUGGGGAGCUUUGUGGAAAGAAGAGACAGUGUUUGGACUGUCCACAUCUUUGUAAUAUCCUUUGUCAUCCGGGACCUUGCCCUUCAUGCCCAGCCUUUGUAACAAAAACAUGUGAAUGUGGACAAACAAGUCAUUCAGUGCGCUGUGGACAGUCAACAAAAAUUAAUUGUUCUAAUGUUUGUGGAAAUACUUUAAACUGUGGUAAGCACAGCUGUACUCAAGUGUGCCAUGCAGGAAAAUGUUCACCUUGCCAACUAACAGUACAGCAGGUGUGUUACUGUGGAAGCAACUUUAAAGAAGUAUUGUGUGGGACAAAGGAAGAAUUCUUUGAUGGAUUUGGGAGUUUCUCAUGUCAAAAUACAUGUGGCAAAAAAUUAAAUUGUGGGAGGCACAACUGUAUGCAAAUAUGCCAUCCUCAGCCUUGUCAGCUCUGUCCACGACUUCCACAAGUAGUGUAUCGCUGUCCCUGUGGUCAGACUCCUCUCAGCAAGUUACUGGAACUAGGAUGUGUGGAACGUAAAAUAUGCACAGACCCUAUCCCAUCGUGUGGAAAAACAUGUGGCAAACCUCUUUCUUGUGGUAGCUCUGAGUUCGUUCAUACAUGUGAAAGUCUUUGCCACGAAGGAGACUGUAAACCAUGUUCUCACACAUCAAAUAUUUAUUGUAGGUGUGGCUUUAAAAAAAAGGAAGUCCCAUGCGCUCUCCUUAGAAAUAAAGCUGCUAUUACAUUCAUGUGCGACAAGCGAUGCAACAAGAAAAGAUCAUGUGGACGACACAAGUGUAAUGAAGUUUGCUGUGUGGACACAGAACAUAAGUGUUCUUUGGUUUGUGGUCGUAAGCUCAACUGUGGGCUUCAUAGAUGUGAAGAACCUUGUCAUCGAGGCAGUUGUCAAACAUGCUGGCAAACAAGUUUUGAUGAGUUAACUUGUUAUUGUGGUGAAUCCAUAAUUUACCCCCCUGUACCCUGUGGCACUCAGCCGCCAGAGUGUAAAAAAACAUGCACCAGGCCACAUGACUGUGAUCAUCCAGUGUACCAUUCAUGUCAUAGUGAAGAGAAAUGUCCACCCUGUACUUAUCUCACUCAGAAAUGGUGUAUGGGCAAGCAUGAACUGCGAAGUAAUAUUCCUUGUCAUCUCACUGACAUUUCCUGUGGACUUCGCUGCAAUCAAAUGUUAAAAUGUGGAAUGCACAAAUGUAAAAGAAUCUGUCAUAAAGGAGAAUGUCUUAUAGAUGAAGAGUGUAAACAGCCAUGUACUGUUCCAAGGCUCUAUUGUAAUCAUCCCUGUAUGGCUCCCUGCCAUCCGUCUUCACCCUGCCCAACAACGUCCUGCAAUGCAAAGGUUGAUCUUCAGUGUGAAUGUGGAAGAAGAAAGGAGAGUAUGAUUUGUUCAGAAGCAUCUAAUACUUAUCAAAGAAUAGCUGCUAUAUCUAUAGCCACUAAAUUAACAGAUCUACAGCUUGGGGAUUCAGUGGAAAUCAGUAGGCUUAUUACGAAAAAAGAAAUGAAGCAGGCCAGGUUGCAAUGUGAUGAAGAAUGCUUAGUUCUUCAGAGGAAUAGGCGUCUUGCUGAGGCUCUUGAAAUAGAUGAUACUUCAGACCCUUUUAGCGUUCGUUCUUCUGGACCAAAGUACAGUGAACUUUUAAAAGAAGAUGCGAGGAAGGAUUUAAAAUUUGUCAGUGACAUUGAGAAAGAAAUGAGAAUGCUUGUGGAAGCUGUGAAUAAGGGCAAGCAUACAAAGAAGAGCCAUUGUUACCCACCAAUGAACAGAGAUCACCGCAGGAUCAUCCAUGAAUUAGCUCAGGUUUAUGGCAUUGAAAGUGUGAGCUAUGACAACGAACCAAAGCGUAAUGUUGUUAUCACUGCAGUGAAAGGGAAAUCCAUUUGUCCAAGCAGUACCUUAACUUCCGUGCUAGAUAAAGAAAUGCAGAGCAGGCCUCCACCUCCUAUUCCUCAUUACAAACAAACAGAUAAGAGUAGUGGAAACAGUGGUUUAUCCAAGCCAUUAAAAGAAGAGCCAGUGAUUGACUACUUUGAUGUCCAGGACUGAAGUAUUUGAUACAGAAUUAUGAUACAGAAGCUUAGAGGUGAAGAUACUAAGUUAUUGUUUGAGCAGCUUUUUGAUUAUCUGUCAAAUGAUCCAUUGUUCAGCAUAUUCAUUAUUUAACAUCUAAAUUUAAGUUGAUUGUGAUUCUUCAGAAAGUUAUGCAUUUUUACAGUUUAUUUAACUGCAUAAUACCUAACAGUAAUAUGCCUUUCUAAACCUGGGCUUGGUGCAACUUUUUAUCUAAUGUGCUGUCAGAAUGAUGUAAGACUUCCACUGAUGCCUUUGAAGUGAGGGAACUGGUAAUCAAAUAUAUUUUUGGGGGUAGUAAGAACAAUGAUAAAUCUGAGAGAUUUAUUUUGAUAAAUCUAACACAGCUUAAAAUGAACCAUAAAUAAUCUGUGUUAAAAAACACUAAUGGGAUUGUCAUUGAAGUGUUUUCGUAUUUUAUUUAUCACUUCAGUAUUAAUGUGAUAAAUUUGAGAAAUUGAGUUACUCUGGAAGGAAAUAUAAAAUUUAGUCUAAGUAGGAAUAUGUACACUAAAUGCCCAUUAAGAGCACAGACUUCCUUUGGCAUCUGAAGAAUCAGGAUUUGGGGAAGGUGGGGAAUUAAGACAUUUUGCUUUAUCUCAAAUUUGAUGUGUAAAAAAAGAAACAAAAUAAUAAAAAACCUCAACAACAAAAAAAAAAGCAAAACAAAAUAACAACAAAACUAUUACUAGUCAUUUGUUAUUCAAGUCCUUGAACAAAAUCAGAUGUUAUAUAUUAUUUUGGUGUUUUAUUUCUUUUAAUUUGUAUUUAGAUAUGUUAGGUCUUCUGGGGGGGUUGCAUGAUUUUAUUGGGGGUUUAUAAUCUUUUUCUGUACUGUGCAAGCUUAAGGUGACGUGUGAAGUUUGGUUUAAUUAUGUUAUGAAUUUGGAACAAUAUUUGUAAAAUUUCUAAGACCAUAUGUCUAAACUUUGGUUGCCAGAAACAAAAUGGGAUGGAUGCUGAUUUAAACAGUGAAAGACACCAAAGUGGUCUCACAGGGAGUAAAUUGUUUCCAGGUGAUGAGUUAAGGCAGACGUGUAGCUCUCUGGGAGAGAUCGUAGGUCUGAUCAGAAGUGUUACAACUCUGGAUUUGAGUAAUAUCUGUCCACUUUUGCAGAUAAGUUUUGUUGAAUUAAUAACUUUAGUAAUACUGACACUGAUGCACUCUGUUUCUAGUUUCUUGUGCCUGGCCACAUGCAGCACUAGAGGUGAGUCCCCUGUACAGCAUCAGGGGCUGCGGCUAAAAGGGGCUUAGUGUAAUGAAGAAAGAGAUCUAGCAGCAGACUUGUCAGCAGUUGUUGAUUUAUUCUUCAGUCAGGUCACUACAGUGUAGUGUGAGAUUUGGUGCCAAGAAAAUUAAAAGCAAUUAUCCAUUCACUUACAGUUAUCACACAACCCGGAGCCUUAGCUGUGAAGCAUUCUGUGGCUACAUUUCAUCUUGAGCAGCUUAGGAAACAUGAAAGCACGAGCAGCAAACUUACAGAACAUAUCUGUCCACCAAAAUGUUUUGAAAGUUAAAAUGCAUGCUGUUACUACCUAUUUUUUUAGGAGCUUAUUAUUUCACAUAAAAAAAAAAAAACAGUGUUACAUGUUUCUAAGCAUUUGAAAAAGGUAUUUGCUUCAGAUAAAACGGUUACCAGAAGGAUUCUCAAUGCUCAAGUGUGCUCAGGCUUUUAAUUUGCAUGUAGUGGUUUAUAUUGGUUUUAUCUUUGUUGUUUAACUUUUUGUGAACAGAAAUUAAAAAUAAAUUAACAUAGCUUAUAUUGCCAUUAUUUCUUAGGCAAGUUUGUGUUUGAUUCUACAAGGUGUACUGCUUUGCUAAGUUCAGCUGUAGAAAUAAGUUGCUCAGCAUCUUUCCAGGAAUAUAUUUCUUCAAUCCCUUCAUUCUCAGGAGUGUAUCUAUUCCAGUUCUUGCAGGCAAGUGCCAGCUCAGUGUGGUCAGACAAAGGCUAAUUCUGGUUUUAAAACUCAGAGCUGUGUUAAUAUAGCACUGUUUUUGAGCUACUAACGCCUGGUAGGGAGAAAGUACAUGGUUAUACUGCAAAGGUGCGUUCUGGACAGGACCUGUCACACACAUCCAGUGAGAGUAUACAGUUGGAGGCACAUACACUGGAGCAUGCACAGUUGGUGUACCACAGGUAGACCUGAUGUUACAGAAAACCAGUGUGAUUUAGUUGAUAAUAAAUAGAAUAAAGCUGAAGCCUAUAAGCUUUUCACACAGUUUUACACGAGCAUAGCUAAAACUUCACAUUUGCACCUUUGAUUAGAAAUGUAAAACUUGAAAGUUUUUAAUAGCAUUAUAUUUAGCUCUGCUCUUUGGAAUUUGUAUCAUUUGUGGCUUUAACAUAAAAAUGUGGACCUUGGCGAGAUGCACUUCAACAGUCAAGUAUUCUGCCACUGCUUUUUCAUAAGAAAAUCCAGGUAAUCUUCAGCUUCUCAGUGUCAGACUAAUAAUUCUUACUGAGUCUCUUCAUACUGAGAAAUCAAUAAUUCUCAUCCCUAAACCUCUUAACUACACGAAUAUUAAAACACUUUUAUAGAUCUGUGUGUUAAACAUACCUGAAUCAUGGCUGUUGGAGCGUAUCUGAAGUUACGAAGCAAGUCACACGUACAGAAACACUGAUUUUGAAAAACAUGUUAAUAAUUUGGUUAAAAACAUGGUACCAUACAUUCACCCAGGAAAGUAAUACCAAAAAGAAUGUAUUCUUGUCUUUCUUUCCAGAACACGGUAAACAACCUUAAGAAUGAACUCAGCAAAGUUUAACAGUAGUGUUCUGCUUUACUUUUGCUGCAAUGUAUCUGUGACUUUCAUAUGGAAUAGUACUAAAGGCUGUAGCUUUGGUAUCUGUGAUAAUUCAUCUUCAUAUUGCAUGUGUGCCUAUUUUGUAAAUCUGACCUGGCCUUUACACCUUUUAUCGAGCAGAAAAAUGAGUGGAUAAAAGAAAUCUUUGCAUCAGUGAGGUCAGUGGCAAAAAUCCUAUUGACAUCACUGGAACCAAGACAUAAGCUUCGAUAUGCUAGUCAUUUCCCACAGCCCUAAGGAUAAUACUGUUUCUUGUAAAUUUAUUUGAAAAAACAUUACUCUGCAAUAAGCAUCUUUUGAAAUGAAUUGUUAUGUCAGCUGGAAUUCAUGCAACUUCAUGAAGUGCUUUUAAAAUUGUGUGUAAAAUAAGCAGAUAGUUUGGCAUUUGGGCUGUGCUCUUACCUAUCUAUAUUGUUUAACAUGUGAAAAGUGCGCUGAGUAUUCAAUGCUUGGAUUUCACCUAAAAAUGUGUAAGAUGCAUAAGUAGACUUCAAACCACUGUUUCUGUGGCAAUUUUGUACAAUAUCUGCCGCAUAAUGAAGUGAGCAAAGUAAAGUUGUUCUAAAACACUUAUUCUUAAGUCAUUUGUUGAAAGUUUUAUAUUUGACUUAAUUUUUUGAAGUUACUGGUAUAAAAUUACUUUCUUUGAAAACCCGAAAUAAAUACAAGUUGAAAGUUCAGUGCUUUGGAUUUGUUUGCAAGCUUUGUCUUCAUGUUCCAAAGUUGGAAGGCUGAGAUGUCACAGUGCUACAAUAAAGAUUUAAAUGGAAGAUUGAGAUGUCCCUUUUUCUCAACUUUUGAAAUAGGAGUUAUGAUUUCCUGGAUUUGAAGUGAUUUUAAAUGAAUGCUGUAAGGAGAAUGAGGCAAGUAAAAAGGGACUCCUCAGGAAAUGUAGAGUAUGGAUUACCUGCUACCUUCCUGGGAUUCAGAAUUACAGUAGAGAUUAUUAUCUGAAAGAAAUGUCCAUUUUGGUUAUCUGAAAAACCCAUUACUAUGUUAGCCUAAAUGCUACUUGGCAAUAAAAUACAUUAUUUUAACUUA